AUGAUUAUGUACGGCUUCUCCUCUAUCUCGAUCUUGUCCCCUGAAGCCCGUUUUGGGGCGCAAUACUUCACCACGCUCCGCAAGGCGAUGAUGAUUUCGGGACCGCAUAUCCUGACACUUUAUGGUGGCACGGACAACGCAGUUGAAGCCCCGCUGCCGUCGCCGCAGUUGGCCCACGUCCUGGCGAGCGAUGCGGCCGGCAGCGACAGCCACGGGCUCGGCCCUAACCCGUGGCGGAGGCUCCUCGAACCGUCUAAGCAGGGGGGCCGCGACGGCAGCCCGGUUACAAGGACAAUGGCAGUGGAAUCGAGAAGGCUACCUGAGAAAUGGGGAAGCUUCCAGGACAGCUGUCCAAACGAGGACCGCCUUGAUCUCAGCCGCGACGAGCCGACCAUACAUGGCAUCAUGUAUACCGUGCGGUACAUGAACCUGGCAUGGAAGAAAAAGCGCCAGAGCCACAUUAUAGCUCGAACGCUCCAACCCUUCCGCAGGUUCUGUGACACCCUCGACACCCAUAACAAUCUUAUCAAAAUCCUACCCGAAGGUAGUGAAUACUCAUGGAUCUUCAUGGGUUCGCUCAACGCAAUCAUCCGCCUUCAUGGAUCGGAUGAUGGAGGCUCGCGCCAAUCCCGGCCUGACUCCUUCAAUCAAGAUCUCGGCCAGAAAUCCCAGGUGGAUGCCAAGCGGAUCGGGAGCGUGGCGCAGCGAAUCCAUCUGCGUGCGGGAGGGUGCCUCCGGGCCGAGAUCCGUGCCAUGCGCGAAGAUAUUAAGCGGGACCACCAGCGGCUGGGGCUUCAAGGCGAGGCAAGGAGGCGAGAGGAAGAAGCAGACCGCGAGGAACGACGAGCGCAGGAGCUGCGGCGCAAAUCCACACAGACCUCAGCGCCAAUCGGAAGCAGCUAA
Messenger RNA from Gaeumannomyces tritici R3-111a-1, 903 nucleotides. RefSeq lists its product as hypothetical. The coding region runs from base 1 to 903 and encodes 300 amino acids. The record is from RefSeq and is a predicted model, not a curated record. The transcript is spliced from 3 exons. Lineage: Eukaryota; Fungi; Ascomycota; Sordariomycetes; Magnaporthales; Magnaporthaceae.